This is a messenger RNA of Papilio polytes (common Mormon), 1966 nucleotides long. RefSeq names its product ubiquitin-conjugating enzyme E2 J2-like. The record is from RefSeq and is a predicted model, not a curated record. Lineage: Eukaryota; Metazoa; Arthropoda; Insecta; Lepidoptera; Papilionidae. The transcript has a single exon. Bases 204 to 881 code for a protein of 225 amino acids.
GCACUCGAAGUUUGAGCGAAUCGCAAGUUCGCAAGUCUUUUGGUAAUGACGUAUCCUGUUCUUUAUAACGAUUAUUUGUUUUAGUGAAAAGAUAAUUUAUUCAAGAGAUCAUUUUGGACAUACUACAGUUGUACAAUGAAUAAGUUGGUUUAAUGCGGAAUAUUAACUUCAACUAGUAUUUGAAGUUACUUGGUCGAUAAACGAUGCCGAAAGCUAAGGUGACGGGUGCUACCAGCAGAUUGAAGCAAGACUAUCUGAGGCUUAAAAAUGACCCUGUACCGUAUGUUACUGCGGAACCUGUGCCUUCUAAUAUUCUAGAAUGGCAUUACGUCGUAAAGGGACCCGAAAAAAGUCCGUAUGAAGGAGGUUACUAUCACGGCAAAAUUAUCUUUCCCAGAGAAUUUCCAUUUAAACCACCAUCGAUUUAUAUGAUUACGCCUAAUGGAAGAUUUAAGACAAACACACGCUUAUGCCUUAGCAUAACCGAUUUCCAUCCAGAUACAUGGAAUCCAGCAUGGUCAAUCUCAACCAUAUUGACAGGGCUACUUAGUUUUAUGUUGGAGAAAACUCCGACUCUCGGAUCUAUAGAGACGUCGGAAUACCAAAAACGAUGUUUGGCAGCUGAAUCGCUCGAUAUUAACAUUAAAAACAAAAUGUUCUGUGAGCUAUUUCCGGAAUAUGUAGAAGAGAUUGAGAAGUUGAUUAAAAAGAGGGAGGAAGCUUUGCUCAAAGCAAACAACUCUAACAUGAAUAGUAACAGAGAAGUGACAACAGAACAACAAUCCAACAUGUACUACAUUUUAACCAACCUCUUUGUGAUUGUCGGCUUUGUGCUUCUUGCAUACAUGGUGAAAUAUGUAUUAAUUUCUAUCUCCGAUUAGGGCAACACUCAAAUAGAACAUGAAAGUCUUUUUUCAAAAGUUAAAUGUAAAUAUUGUAACUUAUUUUGUAAAUAUAAUGAUUAUUUUCACUCCAUCUGUAUUAACAGGACCUUUGCAAAUAUGAUUGAUUUCUUCAUCUGACCAUAAGGCUGUGGUCAUGAAACUUGCGGCAAACCGGACAGUGGAACAGGGAGUAGGCUAAAUUGUCUAUUAACAUAGACAUUCAAAACAUCAGAUAAAAAUAUCUGUAUAAAUCUAGAUUUUAGACCUCUAUGUCCUGUGAGUCGGAAGUUUUUUGACCGCAGUCUAAGAGGUUUCAUUCCAUUCUUAGACUCUUCCAAGUGAAGUUCUACAAUAGUAAUCUCGAACCACAUAGGUGUAGUUAUUGUAGCAGCCUUGGGCAUUGCUAAAGAGGAGGUAGCCGCUCUGUAGACUAGUCUAGAUCACCAACUACAGCCUACAGUAGGAUCACAGUUGUUUUGCAAUAUUUUAUAUCUAAAGUAUAUGCUAGAAGAAAAUUUAGCAUUUUAUAGUGCAAAUUGAUAUAGCAAUUUCCAAAUAUUGUAUACAAUAUAUAACAAUGCUUAGUUGAAAUAAAAUGCGGAAUUUCAAGUAAUUGCUGGUUAUUUUUGUAUAAUCUAAAAGAAAUUUAAUAUUAUAAGGCUAUAUUCAUUCCUAAAAACAUAUUUUCAAAUAUGUUAUUUAUUUAAAUCUUAAUACUUUGAAUCUUCGCCUAAUUAUUUAUUUGUACCUUUGUCAUUUUCUAAACAUGUUUCUAGACAAUGAUUCUAUUAAUGUUAUUUUUGUGUAGAUGUGAUUUAUCAUUUAAUUGCAUUUAUUGAAUUCAUUUUAGUUUUACAAUGGAUAUGUUAAAAUAACUUGCUACCUGAUUGAAAAAGGCUGUGGGUUAUUGAUUUCUUAACUUGUAGUUUUCUUUUACAAAUUUUGAUGUUAGAUUUUUAAAUAUGGUUGAAUUUCUAAUAAGAACUAUUUGUAAUAUUAAAAACACACAAUAUAUCAAUAGGUGAAAUGUGCUGGCAGUUUGUUAUUAAUGUAUAAAAUCAAUUAAACAGUAUUUUUUAUAA